GGGCAGAGGCGUACGCAACACGCCCCAAUCGUUGAAAAGGAAAAGAUCAGAAGGACCCACAGCGGAGGGCGAGCGUCUCCAGGUCGGCAUUCGAAAGACGCCGAGGUGCGGCCGCCACGAAUAAAGACAUCGAACUGAAACAACAACAACAAAAAAUCUACACCAUUACCAUUUAGUAGGAGAGGAGCGGCUUGCAGUUUGCGGACGGGCUUUGUGGUCCCGCACUCGUCUGCACUGCGUUGUGGCGGAUCGUGAGGAGGCAUCGGUCAGCUUUCCUGAAGAAGUCGUUGCUGUCCUUGCACCUCACAAAAAGCGAGAUCAUCGUUUUAUAGAGAGAUCGGAUACAUCUACAAAAAGCGUUGCAUCGUCUGGAGAACAGAUCAGUGCCGAGUUGGCUUUCACAAUCGCAGUGCUUUCAUUCUUCUUCUUGUGAGCGGAAUCCCACGCUGCUGCUAUGCCGCACUCUUCUCAAGCAUCAUCGCCCACAACGGAGAUCCGCAGCUCUGCGCCAUCGCUGGUGGACAGCCUCUACGUUGAGCGCAUCCCGACACCGACUUUCCCAACAAGCUUUCGGCCUCCCCCGCCUUUCCCUUCCCCGUUAGGCGACCCCACGCGACAACUCGAGCCCCCUGACGUCCAUCCGUACAGCAACUACCGUGCACCAAUUGAUGCCAGUAACAGCGGCGUGCUUUUAACCUCUUCCCGCGCUUCGCAAUCCACCGGAGCCGCCGCAGAGGGCGUGUGUGCGUCUUUAAGUCACAGCUUCAGCCACCCACCCCUCGGUGUGGUCCUCGACGAGGAGCAGCGCCGCUGCGUCAACACCGCCUUCCACAUCAGCUUCCACGGCAACCCACGCGUGAAGCACAAGCCCACCUGUGUCGCCCUGUCGAACGGGGCAGCCUUUCUCGUGGUGGACCGCUUUGUGAGCGGCAACAGUGACGGCGUGUACGACAAAAACAAGAAGAUUUGGGAGCAAAUCCCCCUUGGGCAGGCGCGUGUUUUUGCGCGAGCACCGCUUCUUCUUCGGCGCAGCCACAGCGCCGGGGUGGAGCAUGUGGGGAAUGGGAAUAGCAAUAAUACUAGUAUUAGUGGUGGCAAUAGCUAUGCCGGCCCUCCGGCCUUGGAGGCGACGGAGACGAAUGAGGAAGCUGCGCCUGCACCAAUCACACCUUUAUUGAGUUCGGCUCGCGUGCUUCAGUCACUCCCACGUUCCCCCGCAGUCGCAGCAUCGCCGCUGCCCACCAACUCCCCCGCAUCGCAGGCUUCCUUCACCGCCUUCAGCAGCGGUGCGGUGCAUACAAGCAGCGAAUGGGUCUGCGUGGCCGCCGCGGUGGGGUUACGCAAAAUGGGCCACUGGCGCGAAGCCACCACCGUCUACACGAUCCACAAGGAAAUCGCCAAGUCGGCCGUUGCACUGGAGAAGGUAGACGGCGAGUCGGGCCAGCUGAGCGCGUUUUCGUGGAUGGGCGAGCGUUACUGGGUGGUGGGCUGCCGCUACCAGCACAUCGUCGUGCGGCUGGAGGUGCCGGAGGCGGACUUGGCGCGUUACGCCGCGGCGACCAGCGCCUCUGCCUCGUCGUCCUCAGAGGCUUCGUCGUCCUCUGAGACGUCGACGGGGGAGGAGAUGGUGAGUAUGUCGCCGGUGCAGUCACCCACACAGCAGCAAAACAGCGGCGGAGCCGGCGGUGACGACACCGCCACCGCUACGGUGAAGAAGAGUAGUAGGCGUGCGCCGCGCGAUCACGAGCAGCGCAGCACGCACAGCAGCGGCGUGACUGCGAUCACCGCCGUCACGAGCGGCGGUCUUGCCUCGGAGUCGGGGUAUUUGGAGCUGGCGGUGCGCAUGGCACGGCUGUGGCGCCGCGUGCUAGAGUCCCUUCCUGCGUCUACAGAGAAGAAGGCAGAUGCGAAUGAGGGAGAGAAUGGAGGCGAAGGAAGUCAAGAAAGUGCAGCGGAGGCGCUACACGCCCGCAUCGCCGCCGACAGGUGCACCGUGUGCUUCAGCACCAUCCUCGCCGGUUGGGAGCGUCUGCAAGACUUCUCGGCGCUGCACCAAUUUAUGCCAGACGCGUCGAGCGCUGGCACCGCCACACCGGUGUCCUCCGCCUGCUCACCCCGCACGACACAGCCCGCCUCUUCCUCGAUGAUCUUCGCCUCACCGUCCUCGCCGACCACCAGUGCGUGGGAGGCGGAGAUCCCGCUGUGGUGCUACGCCGUCACGUGGGAUGCGCCGCUGGAUGUGCGAGGGUGGUGCAUGCCUGUGCCCCGCGCCUGCCGCUUCUUCACGCAAUUCCACCUCCCGUUUGUCCCUGCGUCGGCGGCGGUGGAAUUGGGCAGCCCGGAAUACGAAGCGAUGCGGCAAUCGGUGCUGUCCUGCUGCGAAGCAGCUGGUGCGGUGCUCUACGGCUCCAACGUGGACGUCGACGCUGACGGCGGUGACGAUGCUGGGACGGUCGUGCAGGUGUGGAAGUGCCGCUCCAACCCGCACACGCUGGAGCGCGUGGUGCAGGAGUACGUGGUGACCCAUCGCCUCUGCGGUGACCCUUUGCGGAAUAAAAUGAAGAAGAAGGUGAGCAGCUUGUCGCGUGAGACGCGGCUGUACAUCAAGCAGUGGGAGCUGCAUCGCCUGCCCUUCUUGGUGGACUUCGCGAUGUGGCUGCAUCGUGAGAAGUACAUCACGCCGUCCACUGACCUGGCGGCGCUGAAGAACAUCCGCGGCCACUGGCUGUCCUACCAAGAGAAGUUUAAAGAUGUGUUGUUGGCGCAGCUGCAACGUCAGCAGCAGCGCCUCUCCGCCCGCCCCAGCUCGCUCUCCACCCUCGACGUGUCGCGGAAAGAAGAGCGCGUGGACGAGGACGGCACAGACGACGCGGACAGCGCAGCAGCGCCGGACGCGGAAGACAGCGUGGACUCGAUCAUGCUGGUCGGUCCGCAGGGCUGCGGCAAGUCCACCAUGGCGCGCGUUCUCUACGCCCUGCUCGAAGAGGCCGGUGCGGCGCCGCGGUGGUUUAAUCAGGAUGAGGUCGGCACCCGCACGGCGUACCUCGCCGCUAUACGUCGUGCCAUCGCCUGCGGUACCUACAGUCAUCUGCUGCUGGAUAAGAUGAACCUGGACGACAAGGCACGUGCAGACUACAACGAGAUGGGCGUGAAGCCCGUGCUGGUGGUUGCCUGGACGCACGCCGGUGGCACCGAGGCGAUGGUGAACGCUUGCUACGAGCGCGUGGUGCAGCGGGGGUCGUGCCACCGCACCUUCUUCCACGCCGAGACGACCAAAUCGGGUCAAGAUCUUUCCUGCUCAACGUCGUCGCGCUCGCCGGAGCUUCGGCCGUCGGCGCCCCCAUCGAUCGAAGCAGCGUCGCCCGUCAGCGUGCAGUCACGGUCGCCUUCACUGAGUUUUCCCUGUUCAGCCGACGGUGCUGCCCGCCCGCCGCCGCCGCCGUCGUCGUCCCGCCUGCACGGCAUCUUGGAGGCGAGCGCGAGACGCUAUCAGGCCCCGUCAAACCUGCCCUACGUGGAACUGGACGUCACGUGGGACUGCCGGCGUGCCGUGGGGGUGGUGUGGGACGCGCUGCGCGAGAAGGGCACAUGCGAGCUGCCCCCGCUCGCGCAGCUCACCGUGAACGCUGCUCUGCAGAUCGCCUACGCCUACGAGCGGCUGCUGGCGGCCUACCCAACCCGUGUCACCGCGGCUGUGCUGUGCGGACCGUCGGGCGAGGCGGUGCUGCAUCUGCUCGGCGCCGGCGGCCCACUGGCUGUCCCCAAAGCACAGCGACUGCAACCGCAGGUGGAGGUGAUGUUGCACGACUUUCAUUUGCACCCGAGCCCAACCGCGCUGGUGCGGUACGCCAGUCAAAUCGGUGCGACGCGGCGGCUGACAAUACAGGCGGUGGUGUCGAACUCGAAGGUGGUGUUGCUGCUCGUUCUGGGACCGUCGGAGAGCGUCGCGGCUGCUGCAGCAUCGAUAACUGAGGAGAACUUGGAAGCUGCAACGGUCUUUCAUCAUGGUGCCGGUGGUGGUGUGCCGUGUGGGGUGUCGACGUCCACGCUAGGGACCGCUGAUGCGGCAACGGCGUCUCCCACCGUCUCUCAAGACCUCGAGGACUACCUUGAGUCGCAGACGCACCAGGAGCAGUGGGCGGUGGUGGCGAAGGCGAAGAAGGUCACCGUCGAGUACUGCGAGGCGCUGGCGCAGCGCGUGCGAGAUGACCCAGAGGAGGAUCCAUACUGCGCGGUGCGCUGGCUGUCCCCACCACUGGCGUUGGAUUUUACGGUGUCCUUUACCUUUCCCUAG
This is a messenger RNA of Leptomonas pyrrhocoris, 4294 nucleotides long. RefSeq lists its product as hypothetical. Gene Ontology annotation, biological process: DNA repair. The transcript has a single exon. NCBI's taxonomy places the organism in Eukaryota, Euglenozoa, Kinetoplastea, Trypanosomatida, Trypanosomatidae. Gene Ontology annotation, molecular function: polynucleotide 3'-phosphatase activity; ATP-dependent polydeoxyribonucleotide 5'-hydroxyl-kinase activity; double-stranded DNA binding. Bases 455 to 4294 code for a protein of 1279 amino acids. The record is from RefSeq and is a predicted model, not a curated record.